AUGAGCAUCCCUCUUGCCAGCUUCUAUGAUCCACAAUGUUCUUCUGAUCAUUGGAUCAUACAACAUUCAGCGCGGACUGCCAGACCUGAUUUAGGGUUGAGAGAAGGGGAGGCUGCCAGACUGGCCCUCCAAGAACUUGAGAAGCUAAAAGGGUCUGACGCACAUCGGCUGGCUCUCGUGCCUUCUACCCAUUCGCUUCCACAGCUUCAGUCGCUCAUCCCUAACCUCGACAAAUAUCUCUUUCGGGGAUUGUUGAAGAACAAUGCCUCGUUUCGCUUGUCCUCCGAUCUUCCUCCGACCAUACAUGGCUCAACCUCAGCGCUGGGUGCAUUGGGCAAUCAGAUCGUGGUCUCACUCAACAGCCUUCUGAUGCGCCAUCCAUCCCAUCUUGCCCUUGUUGCAAGUUUGAUACAUCACAUGACUCACGCAUACCUUUUAGUAUGCUGUGGUUUUGGGAACAGCAAUGCUAACGAUGGAAGACAUGACUUGAAACACGGGUUGGCUUUCAGCAGCAUUGUCCAUACUAUCCAGGAUAUACUCGUGGAUGACGCGCGAAUCCCGCUGCCCGACCUGUUUUACUGUAGUGACGCGUUCACCCGGUCUACUCGACUGCGUCGUCAACGUUCUGACCGCAACUCUCUCCACAGCUAUUGCCACUUCGACGACAGCGACCAUGAGGAUAAGAGAGCGUGCGGGGCUUACAUGCAGCGCGUGAUUUUGGGAGCUCAGGAUACGAGUUUUGAUUCCCGUGAGAAGACAUCAUAUCCUGCCAAUGCAUGCCAGUCAAUGAGCAUGCUAGGAGGCUUGGUGAAUCGUGCUCAAAUGGAGAAUUUCUAUCGGCCACAGAUUGAUCUUUAUCACUACUUACCGCAUCCCACUACGUCCUUGGUUCGACCAGCUGGAGAUAUUCCAGUAUCCGGUGACUAUCAAGCCCUCUUGAAUCUACAGGCGUUUCUUGCCUUUGGCGAUUACGAGCCUAGGGUUUUGGUACGAUUCGACAGCUCUGACAUUGAUGGCCCACCCCGAAUCCACGUCGACGACAAACACCUUACCAAAGAAUCAAACCUGAGUAAUCCUCUAGACGAUCUAAGAACCUAUGUUCUUGCGCUUCGUACGUCGGUAGAACCACUUCGACGGUUAGCGCUAGUUCGGCUCUAUUCUCAGAAGUUGCUCAAAAAGGAAAUCAAUGCCAUGUAUUUCUUGGAGGAGAUCUAUACAGGAGCUCCUAGUUGCGAGGAUGGCCCUGGUGUCGCAGUCAAAGACUAUAAGCCCGAUGACGAUCUACGCCACUUCGUUCUGGCUUUCCUUUGUGCUGCACAUCCAGACCUGCCUACCAAGGCACCUGGGGUAAUACAGCUCGAGUACGAAGACACUAUCUAUGGACGUCGGGUCAUCACAGAAACAGACACGGAGCCAGCCACCAGAGACAACAGCAACCUUUACAUCCUCGAAACGACUGACAGAUACAAGGGCAGGCUCAGCAAACUCCGAGGAAAUGGUGGACUGUUUCUGGAAGAUCUGGACAAAGUGAAGAGCGCCUUAGGCAACCAGGAACCAGUCAAACCGCCCGCUGAUCUCCUUGUCUCUGGUGCCGGCGAUGGAACACUACAAGCACUUGAGGCAAGCAAUGCCAACACUGCCAAAGGAUUGUUAGGUAGCAGGACAGUCUUGGAACGUUUAGAGGCCGCCCAAAAACAACACCGUGCAUACGACCCAUAUCAGCAGUAUCGUAGAAGAAGACCAGUGCUUGGUCUGGGCGGGAUACCAGCAUCCUUUACCGUUGACGAUCUGGUCGACGAGGUAAGGCUUGACGAUUUCGUGAGAGUGCAAGGACUUCGGUUCUGA
Endocarpon pusillum Z07020 is the source of this 1845-nucleotide messenger RNA. RefSeq lists its product as uncharacterized. The record is from RefSeq and is a predicted model, not a curated record. The transcript is spliced from 2 exons. NCBI's taxonomy places the organism in Eukaryota, Fungi, Ascomycota, Eurotiomycetes, Verrucariales, Verrucariaceae. The coding region runs from base 1 to 1845 and encodes 614 amino acids.